Messenger RNA from Rangifer tarandus platyrhynchus (Svalbard reindeer), 327 nucleotides. NCBI's taxonomy places the organism in Eukaryota, Metazoa, Chordata, Mammalia, Artiodactyla, Cervidae. The record is from the annotation of a GenBank genome assembly.
AUGAAGAGAUGCUAUUCCAAUGCAAGCUGUCUCUCUUCCUUCAUCCAGUCAACCCCACGUCCUGAAGAUGCUGUCUCCUCCAGCCUUCCCAGUGAUUCUGUCUCACUUCAGGCCCCAUCACUGCUCAUAAUGACACCCACUUCCCUCUGCUUCACAGUCUAUAGUCUUCCAGAAGUCUGUGGCUUUCCACAGCCAGAAACCCAACUCUUUAAGCCCAGAGGCUUGCAGAAAGAUCUAGAGAGGGAAAAGGGUCAUAAGGCACUUGCUGGGGGAGAAAUAGUACCUGGUGCCUAUUCUGGGACUCCCCAUGAGUUACAAACCUCAUAG